GCUAAAAAGUCUUCGUCAGUGGCCAGAGCAAGGAGCCCCAUGAAAUCAAGUGGGGGUGGGAGAAAAUCAGGAACUAGUAGGAGUAAAAGUGGGAGUAGAAGUAGAAGCAGGAGUAGGAGCAGAAACAAGGGUCGUGAGCCAACUCGUGGAAAAAACGGAAGUGACCUUAGUGACACCGAUUCGGUUGGCACAAACCAUUCAGAUUCUUCCAAAGUUUCCUUUGAAAUGGUAUCAUCCAGUGGACAGAGCAUCGAGACAGAAGCUGAUGUGCAUCCAUCCCCUGACUCACUCAGCAUAGCAAGGUUAAAAUUGCUCGGUCGAGCUACCGUUGGGAAAGUGUCGGUGGAUGCUCUGUAUCUGCUAGCCGAUGAGGGUCAAACUGAGAAGAACACGUCGAGGAAGUUGCACCAAAAGAAGGUGACUUGGAUAAAACCUGGAUCCUACUUUGUGGAGUACAAGUUUCCAGUGGUGGCUGCCUCUAGGGACAAACAAUCUGACAAUACCAUGGCAACAGAGGUCAUCCGAGCACCAUCAAAGGAAAUUGAAGAAAACACCAUAACCUUCCACCACAGAUCCGUGUUUCCUAUUCUGUUUGACAGAAAAUCCAUCGAGUGUUGGUGGAGGUCUUACUUGGUUUUCAAGCUCUUCUUCAGAGAUCCUCAACAAAAAACGCUGACCCACGUUGGUAGUUGUCAGUUAUCCCUGAAGUCCGUCCUGAAGGCCAGCAGCCUGUGUCUCAACAAGUACCUUGCUGUAUGCAAACCAGGGACCUCUUUGAAGUCUGCGAGACGACGGAACACGUCGUCAAAGAAACUGCCUACCAUUGGGGAGCUGAAGGUCACUGUUGAGAUUGGCUCUGAUGCCUCAAAUUUCUCUGCUGCCUUAUCAAACACCAGACUAGUUGAGUACAGUGGUGACACCCUCUACAUUCCAGUCAAUUUCCAUGGCAAGAAAGACAGUCUACUUGCAGAAGUAACUGAAAGUCAACCAAACAGAACAACAGCUGACAUUACCUGUGAAGCAGAUAUUCUGGCCGAGAGGAGAGAAGCUGGUUUGAAAUCUGACUGUCACCUAGAAACUGUUGCAGAGCCACGCGAACGCCAGUUUCCUCAGUACAUAUCUAGCACCAAUGAUGCUCCGUUGCUGGCCACCACUGCUACCACCGCUACCACUACUGUCCAAGCAAACUCAUCUUCAAUGUCACAGCAUUAUCCAGAUGUACAAGAUCAGACAUUAGCUGUCCAUUCCAUUCUUAUCGUGAGUGAAGGUCGCAAGAUGACCUUUGACACAACCUCUACCAAAACGAACCCCAUUGCUGCUGCAGCUGUUGUUCAAGAAAGAGGAGGGGGUGACGGACGAGGUUCAAAUCUUCCUCCUGCCACUAGAAACAGCUACUUGGUCUGUCGCAUGUUUUGGUGUGAGCAGAAGGUCAGAUCCAGUAUAUGCUGGCACACAAACAAUCCUCAAUAUGAUUUCAUUCAGGUUUCACCAGUUCUUGUCACAGCCAACUUUUUGGAGAGAAUUCGCAACAAUUACCUAAUUAUAGAGGUCUGGAAUAAAACGACGACAUCACUGGAAGUGUCUGAUGACAAGUUAAUUGGUGUGGUAAAGCUGAGUCUCCACCAAUUCUACCUCUCCCUUCGUAACCAGAGAAUCGUGUCAACAUUGCUGAAGUCUCCAUACCCUAUUGUAGCCCACGAUGGCUAUAUGCCUAUUGUGGACCCUCUCACCAACUACCAACAUGGACAGCUGAAGGUAUUAUUGGCGAUGGGAUCUAUAGAACAGGUGUCCACGCUACAGCAAGUCACAAUUGAAAGACGCUCGUCUUUUUUGCGCCAACAAUUCCCCAAUCGUCACCAAUCUCUGAUAAACACCAGUUCCUCAACAAUCGCUGAUGAAAGUUUUUGUAAAGAUUAUAUUGAACAUGUCUUUGAAGUGGUUGUGGAAGACAUUCAUAACCUUCAACAUUUAGAAGAAAUGGUCUAUGGAGAAGCGGAUUGCUUUGUGCAGUACAGUUUCCCAACUCAGUCAACCGCUCAAGCAUCACACUCUGCGAGUUCCAAGGAAACUGGAUCCAUUACUGACAUUUCCAUGAAGACAUCUCGUACAGGCAUCACCCUCUGUCUACCUGAUUCAGUAUUCCAUGCUAUAAAUCAACACAAAAUAAAGACUUGA
Octopus bimaculoides (California two-spot octopus) is the source of this 2175-nucleotide messenger RNA. Its product is annotated as C2 domain-containing protein 3. Gene Ontology annotation, biological process: cilium assembly; protein localization to centrosome; centriole elongation. Lineage: Eukaryota; Metazoa; Mollusca; Cephalopoda; Octopoda; Octopodidae. Gene Ontology annotation, cellular component: microtubule organizing center; centriolar satellite; centriole. The record is from RefSeq and is a predicted model, not a curated record.